Molecule: messenger RNA, 6140 nt
Organism: Anolis carolinensis (green anole)
Lineage: Eukaryota; Metazoa; Chordata; Lepidosauria; Squamata; Anolidae
Gene: megf10
Product: multiple EGF like domains 10
Exons: 25
Coding region: 484-3876 (1130 amino acids)
Biological process (GO): apoptotic cell clearance
Molecular function (GO): Notch binding
Source: RefSeq, a predicted model, not a curated record
UCCCAGCUCGGGAGGGCAGCACCUGUUCCCUCCUUCGGCUGGGAAGCUGGAAGCCACAGCGGCCACAAUUGCUCUUUUCCUCUGUCUCCUGGAAAGCAACUCUCUCAAGUUUGGCUGCCCGGGCGCGAAAGAAAGAGGCGCUGAAGCCAGGAGGAGAAGGCUUUGGGGGGCUCGGAAGGCCCUCCUUUGCUCCCCCAAACCCCGAGGAAGAGAAGGAAGAAGAAGGAGAAAAGGCAAGGGAGAAAGCGCUUCUUUUCUUUUGCCGGACAGCUUCGGAGGCAUCCCAGUCCAGCCAAGUUGAAGUGUUUGGGGUUCGAGAGAGACCAGGAAGGAGGUGGAUUUCGGGGUCCUCCUCCGCCAGGCACCAUGACGCCUCCUUUGGGGAGUUUUUAAGGGAAGGAACGAGCCCAGCAAAAAGUGAAGGACGCUCCCAGGAGCAGGCGACGAUCGCUGCUUCGCCCCGCAGGGCUUUUCUACAGAAAAAUGGUUCUUUAUUUGGACUGGUUUGCUCACUAUCCGCUCAUACUUUUGUACCAUUGGACGGUAACAACAUUAUCGCUAAAUCUUGAAGAUCCAAAUGUGUGCAGCCACUGGGAGAGUUAUUCUGUUACCGUCCAAGAAUCUUAUCCCCACCCUUUUGAUCAAGUUUACUACACUAGCUGUACAGACAUACUCAACUGGUUUAAAUGCACACGGCACAGAAUCAGUUAUCGGACUGCCUACAGGCAUGGUGAAAAAACUAUGUACAGAAGAAAAUCUCAGUGUUGUCCUGGAUUUUACGAAAGCCGGGAAAUGUGCAUCCCUCACUGUUCUGAUAAAUGUAUCCAUGGCCGCUGUAUUGCUCCAAACACCUGUCAGUGUGAGCCUGGCUGGGGUGGACCCAACUGCUCCAGUGCAUGUGACAGCAACCAUUGGGGACCCCACUGCAGUAGUCGUUGCCAGUGCAAAAAUGGAGCCUUGUGUAACCCCAUAACUGGAGCCUGCCAUUGUGCAGCUGGAUUCAAGGGAUGGCGCUGUGAAGAACACUGUGACCAAGGGACAUAUGGAAAUGAUUGUCACCAAAAAUGCCAGUGUCAGAAUGGAGCCACUUGUGAUCAUGUAACUGGAGAAUGCAGAUGUCCUCCUGGAUACACCGGAGCUUUCUGUGAGGAUCUCUGUCCCCCAGGGAAGCAUGGGCCACAAUGUGAAGAAAGGUGUCCAUGCCAGAAUGGAGGAGUGUGUCAUCAUGUAACUGGGGAAUGUGCCUGUCCUCCUGGAUGGAUGGGCACAGUCUGUGGCCAGCCUUGUCCUGAAGGGCGCUAUGGAAAAAAUUGCUCCCAAGAAUGUCAAUGUCACAAUGGAGGGAAAUGUGACUCAGCAACAGGCCAAUGCAACUGCGGUCCAGGUUACACAGGGGAACGAUGCCAAGAUGAAUGUGCAGUGGGAACCUUUGGAGUACAAUGUGCAGAAACAUGCCAAUGCAGGAAUGGUGGAAAGUGCUACCACAUAAGUGGUGCCUGUCUUUGUGAGCCAGGAUAUACUGGAGAACAUUGUGAAACAAGACUGUGUACAGAAGGCAUCUAUGGAAUCAAAUGUGACAAGAAAUGCCCCUGUCAUUUGCCAAACACACACAGCUGUCACCCCAUGUCUGGAGAGUGCUCCUGCGAGUCGGGCUGGUCUGGGCUCUACUGCAAUGAGACAUGUUCCCCGGGAUUCUAUGGCGAAUCUUGUCAACAGAUCUGCACUUGCCAAAAUGGCGCUGACUGCGACAGUGUGAGUGGAAAAUGCAUCUGUGCGCCAGGAUUUAAGGGUUCAGAUUGUUCCAUUCCUUGUCCUCUUGGAACAUAUGGAGUAAAUUGCUCAUCCACUUGCAACUGCAAAAACGAGGCCAUCUGUUCCCCUGCGGAUGGUUCUUGUACCUGUAAAGCAGGUUGGCAUGGAGUGGACUGCUCUAUAAACUGUCCAAGUGGGACAUGGGGUCUUGGCUGUAAUUUAACCUGCCAAUGCCUUAAUGGAGGGGCAUGCAAUACUCUGGAUGGGACUUGUACCUGUGCUCCUGGAUGGACUGGGGAGAAAUGUGAACAUCCUUGUCAAGAUGGCACAUAUGGGUUGGACUGUGCAGAGCGCUGUGACUGCAGCCAUGCAGAUGGCUGUCACCCAACUACUGGCUACUGUCGCUGCCUCCCAGGAUGGUCAGGCAUGCGUUGUGACAGUGUCUGUGCUGAAGGACACUGGGGGCCAAACUGUUCAUUGUCCUGUUACUGCAAAAAUGGAGCCUCAUGUUCUCCAGAUGAAGGAAUCUGUGAAUGUGCACCUGGUUACAGAGGCACUACUUGCCAAAGAAUCUGUUCCCCAGGAUUUUAUGGCCAUCGCUGUAGCCAGGCAUGUCCUCAAUGUGUACACAGCAGUGGUCCAUGCCAUCAUGUAACUGGACUGUGUGAUUGCUUACCUGGUUUCACAGGUGCUCUUUGCAAUGAAGUGUGUCCCAGUGGAAGGUUUGGGAAGAACUGCGCAGGAGUUUGCACAUGCACCAACAAUGGGACUUGUAAUCCAAUUGACAGAUCUUGUCAGUGCUAUCCAGGCUGGAUUGGUAGUGACUGUUCUCAGCCUUGCCCUCCUUCUCACUGGGGCCCAAACUGCAUCCAUACCUGCAAUUGUCAUAAUGGAGCUCGCUGUAGUGCCUAUGAUGGGGAAUGUAAAUGUACACCAGGGUGGACAGGUCUCUACUGUACACAAAGAUGUCCUUUGGGAUUUUAUGGAAAAGACUGUGCAUUAAUCUGCCAAUGUCAGAAUGGAGCUGACUGUGACCAUAUCUCAGGGCAGUGUACAUGCCGUACAGGAUUCAUGGGGAAGCACUGUGAACAGAAGUGCCCUGCAGGUACAUAUGGCUAUGGCUGCCGGCAAAUAUGUGACUGUCUGAACAACUCAACUUGUGAUCACAUCACUGGAACCUGUUAUUGCAGCCCAGGCUGGAAAGGGGCACGGUGUGACCAAGCUGGGGUGAUUAUAGUGGGAAAUCUGAACAGCUUAAGCCGUACUAGUGCUGCCAUCCCUGCUGAUUCCUACCAGAUUGGGGCCAUUGCAGGCAUCAUUAUUCUUGUCCUUGUUGUCCUCUUCCUGCUAGCACUAUUCAUCAUUUAUAGACAAAAACAGAAGGGCAAAGAAACAAAUAUGCCAGCAGUUAGCUAUACACCUGCCUUGAGAGUCAUCAAUACAGACUACAGCAUCACGGAAACGAUUCCUCACAAUAAUGGUGGAAAUGCUAAUAGUCACUACUUCUCCAACCCAAGCUACCAUACUCUUACACAGUGUGCAAACUCAGCAAAUGCCAACAACAUGGACAGGAUGACUAUGACAAAGACAAAUAACAACCAGCUUUUUGUGAAUCUUAAGAACAUUGAUCCAGGGAAGCGAGGACCCGUUAUGGACUACACAGGAACGUUGCCUGCUGACUGGAAGCAUGGAGGUUACCUCAAUGAGCUUGGGGCUUUUGGAACUGAUAGAGGUUGCAUAGGAAAAUCUCUGAAAGAUCUAGUAAAGAAUUCUGAGUACAACUUAAGUAACUGCUCCCUGAGUAGCUCUGAAAAUCCAUAUGCUACUAUUAAAGAUCCACCAGCACUCACACCAAAAAAUUCAGAAUGCGGAUAUGUUGAAAUGAAGUCACCAGCGCGCAGGGACUCUGCUUAUGCAGAAAUCAGUAACUCUGCCUCAACCAACAAGAAUGUAUAUGAAGUUGAACCUACCGUCAGUGUUAUUCAAGGAAACCUGAAUAAUAAUGGACCUAUCAACCAAGAUCUUUACGAUCUGCCAAAAAACAGCCACAUCCCCUGCCACUAUGACCUGUUGCCUGUUCGGGAUAGUCCUCCAUCUUCAGAGAAGGAUGACAGCAGCGAAUGACAUUCUGAUGAGGAUUCUGAAGCUUAGUUCAUGGAGACCGGGAACCUAGUUCUCCUCCUCUGUUUUGCCAUCUCGAAAAAACAUGUGCUGCACAUUUACCAGGAGAAACAAACAACAGUUUGUAUGCAAUCAUGGCAGAUGGAGAGAUGCCAAGCCUGGAAGACUGACAGAUUUUCCAUCGCAAUUAAUUUUUUCAGAGAAAUGAAUGCCAAACUUUACCCUGAAAUGGACUGGUUCAGAAGUAUGACCUUGCAGAACAGUUCUUGUGCCAGCUGGAUAUCUGUAGCUAAUGAUGGAUGGCCAUUUUGUCACUAGUUCAGCUUGCAUAGUUGACAUGGAGCCAAGACUCUAUACAAUCUACCAAAUACUUAGCCAAGCCAUCCAAAUUAGCAGUUACUUUGGGGAGGAGAGAAUCCAGUCUAUUACUGAUUUUCAAAUUUUGUAUGUCCCCUUGUCCAAGACAUGUAAGAACAUACAGUCUUUUAAAGCACAAUUAUCUACUGUGCUGGAUUAUGCUGAAAAAGUCAAGCCAAGAUAUUUACUCCAUUGCUGGUAAUGGAAAUACAAAAUAGGAAUUGCUUUGAAGAUAAAGGAAACCUCGGAUGAACAUGUCCGAAGAGCUGUUUUAUGAAAUAGGAAUUGGUUUUCACCAAGCCAUGAGCACAACUGAAGCUUGCAGUUAAUAAUUCUGAUUACAGUAUUCAUAACAUAUCAGUAAUUGUUUCAUAAACAUGUAAAUAAAAUGGUUUAUUUUUGUCAAAAAUUGUUUGAAUCAGUGGGCAAGAGAAGGAGAAACAUACACUAUGCUGUGCAUUUUAAACGCAAAAGAAGGCUUAAGUUUCAUAGGCAAGUAGCACUAUUAUUGUAAGAUGAAAUAAGAAUGGAACAUAUUUGAUUUACCGUUCACCUGGAAUCAACUGAUCGAUUUGUGUGCAUACUUACUUUUUAAAAAUUACCUUUUUUUAAAUAAUUGAUUUAGGGAAAAUAUGCUUAAGCUGGACUUUUGCAUCGCUAACCUGACACAUAUGUCCCACGUUUCAUUAACUUGUUAUUUCUAUUUUAAAAUUAAUGUAGCUAUGUUUUCUAGUGCUUUAGGAUAACAGUGCAGAAAUAUUAUAUUUUAUGCCUUCUGUAUUUUUGUCAGCUCCCAAUACCCCUCUUUUUCUGAUAUAGGAGCACUGUUUUUUAAUGAAAAAAAAUAUUUAGAUAAUGUAAAUUUCCCAAUGAGAGAUAGGCUAGAGGGAUCAUCCAUAACAAGUGUAAACUGUUGGUAUUCGUCAUUUUUUAAAAAAUGAUUAAAUCACAAUACGAGGGAUAAAGGCUAUAACAAGAAAAAGUAUUAAAUAGAAAAUAGAAAAUAAAUCAACUUUUAAAAAUUUUGUAAGUGUCAUCUCUCUGUUCCAAAGGCAAUUUAUGUAUGUUCUAAUGAGCCAAUUUAUAGUUGAAUUGUCAAGUGAAAGAUAAAGAUUGGCAAAUUAAUCCAUCUCUCGUUGUAGAGUUGUUCUAUAUAAUUUAACUAUCCUUUGUUAGCAUAAUUUUUGCCCUAAUGGUAACAGGGCAUUCCUUAAACAGUGUAUGAUGUGUAAUUGUUAUGUUCGGUUUAGUUUACUGUUUCUCAUUUAACUUUCACAUUACAUAUACAACCUAAAGCUGGAAAAUCAGGAGGUUAUCACAGUAGAACAUAUUAGCAAAAUUCUGUAUUGCCAUGCAGAAUCUUUUUACAGAUUCUGUUUCCUAGAAUUACCCUCCAAACUCCGAUAUAAAUCCCUGGGUGCAAUAGUUAGGACUUUUAGGUACAAAGUAUUGGGACCGUGAUUCAGCAAAUGGGGUUGAAAAUAAUAAUAUAAUAAUAAUAACUUUAUUUUUAUACCCCGCCCCAUCUCCCCGAAGGGACUCGGGGCGGCUUACAUGGGGCCUGGCCCGAUAAAACAAACAAAUAACAGCUGCUGGUAAUGGCGGAAAAGAAAAGAAAAACCCAAUUCAUCAAGGGACUUGACACCACUUCACUUUAUUCUGUGUAUGCCCUUUUUCAAACAAAGAAUUACCAUAGUUUGAAUUAGCCUUUGACAUUUUUUGCCCUUUAUAUGUUAAAGAUUUUGUAAUCUUGGUACAUGCAAGCAGAAAAGUCAAAAACAUGGAGUUUGGAGUUUUAAGCAGCACCAAUACCUUGCUGUAGAAUAAGUUUGUUUUGGUGUUUGGAAUAGCUAUUUGCUCUUUUGUAUUAUGUUAUACAAACUCACAAAUAAAGCCUAUCUUUUUUGGAA